AUGUUUUCCAGAGUUUUUGUUCGUUCUAUGGCAGCUUCUGCCAAGGCUGGUGUUAAGCCUCCAGUUCAAUUGUUUGGUCUAGAUGGUACCUAUGCCACCGCCUUGUUUACUGCUGCUUCCAAGACUACUUCUAUUGAAUCUGCUGCUUCUUCUUUGAACGCUUUGAAGGAGACUGUUUCUAAAGAUGCAAAGUUGGCCACCAUUUUGGAAAACCCAGCUUUGUCCGCCGAGGACAGAGCUGUUGUUGCUGACACAUUAUCUAAGAAGAUCAACUUGGACCAAUCUGUACAAAACUUGCUAAAGGUUUUGGCUGAAAACAACAGAUUGUCCUUGUUGCCAGAUGUUAGUGCUCAAUUCUCUAAGUUGACCGACGCAUACAACGGUUUGAUCCAAGCCACAGUCACUACUGCUCAACCAUUGGACUCCAAGCUAUUCAAGAGAGUGGAAAAGGCAUUGGCUGCUUCCUCCUUGGUCGGUAAGGGUAAGACCUUGAAGUUGGAAAACGUUGUCAAGCCAGAAAUCCAAGGUGGUUUGAUUGUUGAAGUUUCUGACAGAACUGUCGACUUGUCUGUUGCUAACAAGAUAAACAAGUUGAACCAAGUUCUAAGAGAAGCUAUCUAA
This is a messenger RNA of Kluyveromyces marxianus DMKU3-1042, 621 nucleotides long. RefSeq names its product F1F0 ATP synthase subunit 5 (gene ATP5). Gene Ontology annotation, molecular function: proton-transporting ATP synthase activity, rotational mechanism. The transcript has a single exon. Gene Ontology annotation, cellular component: membrane. Gene Ontology annotation, biological process: proton motive force-driven mitochondrial ATP synthesis. The coding region runs from base 1 to 621 and encodes 206 amino acids. The record is from RefSeq and is a predicted model, not a curated record. Lineage: Eukaryota; Fungi; Ascomycota; Saccharomycetes; Saccharomycetales; Saccharomycetaceae.